CUCCUUCACAAAAGCCAUGGAGAGAAGAAGGAGAUGGGAAGACAUGGACACUGAUUGUUUGAGUAACAUAUUCCGGCAUCUUGAUGUCGGUGACCGGACUAUUGCAGUCCCUUUUGUUUGCAAGUCAUGGUACAAGGCAUCUCUUGAUCCUCUCUGCUGGCUUGUUCUUGACUUGAGGCCAUUAGAUUUCAUGCCAAGAAGCUCAUUUGUGAAGAUGUUCACUGAACAGUACUCUUUGCAACACUUAGCCUUUACCUUCUCUGGUUUCCUGAAGUUGGUGGUGCAUAGGAGCCAGGGGUUGGCUUGUGAGCUUAUGUUCCCUUUGGUCUUUGGUGCUUCUCUGCAUGAUUUGGCUUAUGCGUCAAAGAAAUGUUUGAAUUUGAAGACUCUAGUGUUGCCAAGAUUGACAAGAGAGGCUGAAAAUCACAUCCCAAAGCUCAUAAAACAUUGGAAUGGUCUUGAACACUUGGAGAUGGAAUCAAAGCCUUCGUCCUUCUUAGAACUAUUGGCACAAAUAAGUGCACACUGUGUCAAGUUCACUGGCCUUAAAAUGUUUGGUCAUAUAAAGAAAGAAGACUCAUAUGCUCUUGUCCAUUCACUCCCAAAACUUAAGUAUUUAAACUUGAGCAAGUCUGACAUGACAGAGAAUGAGUUGAUGAUAAUGAUAGAAGGGUUAAAAGAGAUGAAGAAGUUGAUUGUGAAUGAAUGUGUUGGAUUCCAAGUGGAUGAUGUGGUGAAGAGAUGGAGUUUGGGCAUUCAAACAUUUCAGCAUGAAGGUUGUGAGCUCAGGAUUGAUGAUGGUUAUGACGCUCAUGAGUUUGAUUGCCUCCAUGUUUACGGGUUUUGGUGA
Messenger RNA from Dioscorea cayenensis subsp. rotundata (Guinea yam), 850 nucleotides. RefSeq names its product F-box/LRR-repeat protein At3g48880-like. Gene Ontology annotation, molecular function: protein binding. The coding region runs from base 17 to 850 and encodes 277 amino acids. The record is from RefSeq and is a predicted model, not a curated record. The transcript is spliced from 2 exons. Lineage: Eukaryota; Viridiplantae; Streptophyta; Magnoliopsida; Dioscoreales; Dioscoreaceae.